This is a messenger RNA of Acanthosepion pharaonis, 1089 nucleotides long. The record is from the annotation of a GenBank genome assembly. NCBI's taxonomy places the organism in Eukaryota, Metazoa, Mollusca, Cephalopoda, Sepiida, Sepiidae.
AUGUUUCUCCUGCCUACAUCAUUAUCUGUCUCUCUUCUUUCCCUCUUUUGUCUCUAUUCCAUUUCUCCUUACUCUACUAAUGCUCUCUCUUUUUUCCCCUUUCUUUUCUUUCCCAAUUUUCCUUCUCUCUGUCAAUAUUUGUCGCUUUCUUUUGUACUUUCUAACAAUCAUUCUCGGCCUUUCUCUCACACUUUAUCUGGUUCCAUUUCUCUCAAUCUCUCUACAUUUCUCUUUUCUUACUCUUUCUUUCAUACCCAGCUUUCCUCCUCACUUUCGACUAAUCAUUCUCAGCCUUUUUCUCUCCCUUGUUCCGUUUCUCUCAAUCUCUCUACACCUCUGUUUUCUUACUCUUUCUUUCUUACCCAAUUUUCCUUCUCUCUUGAAAUAUUUUUACCUUUCUUUCUAAAUUUAUACCAAUCAUUCUCAGCCUUUCUUUCUCACCUGUCCACUUUCUCUCAAUCACACAACCACACACUUUUCUUAGUCUUUUUUUCUCUUCGAGAUCCUCCUCUUUCCAUCUCAUUUAUCUCCUCUUCUCUUAAUCAUUCUCAACCAUUCUCUCUUUUUCUACUUCUCUUUUUUUUCCUUUUUCUUUUCUCUCUCUCAAUUUUCCUUCUCUCUUUAAUAUUAGUCUCUCUCUCUCUCUCUCUCUCUCUCUCUCUCUCUCUCUACCUCAAGAUUUCUCGCUAUUUUUCUCAACAGUUGCUCAAUUUCUCUAAAUCAUUUCCCUGUCUCUUUUCUUUUUCAAUCUCCGUGGUUUUUCUCCUCUCCCCAAUAUGUCUUUCUCUCCUUUCUCUCUCCAAAGUUUUCCUUCUAUCUCGCAAUAUUUCGCUAUCUCUCUUUCUCUCUUUAAUUCUCUCAGCCUUUCUUACACUCUCCAAAUAUUCCUUAUCAGCCCCUCUCAUUUCAUCACUUUCCCCCCUAUCUCUCUCUCUCUCUUGCUCAACUUCUUUUAAUCUUUCUAUCUCUUUUCCUCUUCUUUUUUCUCAUUCCCAAAUUUUCCAUGCCCUCCUCAAGAUGCAUGUUUUCAGAUUUUCGUUCAAUAUUCCUUAUUUUUUUUUCUGUAUCGCCAUUCGUCCAUUUCUAUAA